GAGGUCUGUUUAUUUCGACAUUACAAAGAGUUUUAUAAACAAUGGCACCACUGCCAUGUUGCACUGAGCCUUGCUGUUGGAAAACCACACCAGUCUCCGGCUUUGGCUGUCAGAGAUGCACCUCCCCGACUUUCGUUUCCACAAAUAAGGCCAGUAUAAACCGCGGUGUAAAGCUUAUGCGGUAAGUGAUUUUAGAGGAAGUUGGCCAAUCAUUAACUUCUUUGGUAGAGUUAAAACGACGUCGCUGUGGAAUAGUGUUGACAUUUGACAAGCCAAAUAGACGUACGAUGAUAACCAAUGGCUGUAUUAGGAUACUGCUCCCCAGGCCUGGUGUCUCCAGGCUGGUUGUCCUGUCUCUUUCCUCCUCCCUGGCUCUGCUGCUACUCUACAGCUCUUUGAAUGGUCCUCAGAGCCCCUCUGCGCUGCACCAGGUCUUCCUACAUUUCAGACAUGUCCGCUCCUACCCCCUCCUCAGACGGCCUCGCUGCUGCCUCCUCCCUCCCCCCAACUCCAAAUUUAACCCUGGACCCAGUCACCCCAGACCCAACCCCUGGUCCCUCUACCCUGACUCCAACCACGACAUUGAAGCCAGCCCCAUCCUUCUGCUCCUAGCAAUCAAGUCCCACCCUGCCAACUCUGACCGCCGGGCUGCCAUACGAGCCACCUGGGGCAGGGAGAGGGAGUGGAGAGGCCAGGGCGUGAGGAGGGUGUUUCUACUGGGCCUGGGAAGAGACAGGGGGGAGGAGGGGGGAGACCCAGAUGUGGGGGAGGAGAGUGAGAGAUACGGGGACAUUCUCCAGUGGGAGUUCCGAGAAUCAUUUUUCAAUGUGACUCUGAAAGAGGUUCUGUUCUGGAGCUGGUUUCACCGGGAGUGUUCUACAACAGUUCUCUAUAUUCUAAAGGGGGACGAUGACGUUUACGUGGAUGUGGAGAGAGUGGUGGGGUUCCUACAGAACAGGGAGACAGGGAUGAGGAGAGAAGAAGAGGGAGAGACAGAGAGGGGGGGAGAGACAUUGAUAAGGGGAGGGAGAGGGAUGAGGAGAGGACAAAAGGGAGAGACGGAGAUAGGGGGAGAGAGAGGGAUGAGGAGGGAGACUGAGAUGAAGAGAGUGAUAGGACCAGGGGCAACGAGAGGGCGAGGAACAGAGGGAGGGGCAGGGAGAGAGCGAGGAACGGAGGGAGGGGGAGGGGCAGGGAGAGAGCGAGGGGCAGGGAGAGAGCGAGGGACAGGAGGGGCAGGGAGAGAGCGAGGAACAGAGGGAGGGGCAGGGAGAGAGCGAGGAACAGAGGGAGGAACAGGGUCUCCCCAGCCUCUCUACAUGGGACGUGUCUUUGUGGAAACCUAUCCUGUGCGUAUAUGGUGGAAUAAGUACUACGUCCCCUACUCCUUGUACCUUGGCCCCUACCCUCCCUAUGCUGGGGGCGGGGGCUACCUCCUCUCCAGAGAUGCCCUCUCUCUUCUCCUCCACGCCUCCACCAGGGUGCCUCUCUUCCCCAUCGACGAUGCCUACGUCGGCAUGGUCGCACAGGCAGCUAACCUAUCAGCCAGAAACCAUCCUGGCUUCAUGCCUGUGGAGUACUCUCCCUCCCACCACCCCUGUCACUACCUCAACAGUGUCAUGGUCCUCCACAAAUUGCUACCCACAGACCUGCUUCAUCUCUGGAGCUUCCUCCAGACCCAGGUGCACUCCUGUAGGGACUCUGCCCAGGAUGGGCUCACCUUGGCCAGAGCGAACUCCCCUGGUUAGGAUUGGAGGGAAAGCUGAUCCUAGAUCUGUACCUAGGGCAGGGGGGGUAUCAAAUUAUUUUGUUCUGUGGGACACAGUUGGUCUUCACUGAGGUUUGCAUUGAGAAUUUGCCCAAAAUAGGUCGUCUGUUUUUGGAAUGUUCAAUGUUACCUGACGUUCUAGCUCAGGGGUGGGCACCUCGCCCUCCAGGGCCUGAUGGGUGUCAGUUUUGCCCCAGCUAACACACUUGACUCCAAUAAUCACCAAAUGUAUUUUUAUUUAACCUGGCAAGUCGGUUAAGAACAAAUUCUUAUUUACAAUGAUGGCCUAGGAACAGUGGGUUAACUGCCUUGUUCAUGGACAGAACGACAGAUUUUUACCUUGUCAGCUCGGGGAUUUGAUCUUGGAACCUUCCGGUUGCUAGUCCAACGCUCUAACCACUAGGCUACCUGCCGCCCUAAUCAUGCUCAUCAGUUUAGAAUGCAAUUUGAUUCAUUAGCGUUUGCUAAGGAUGGAGAAAAAGUGUGAACGCCAAUCAGGCCCUUGAGGACUGGAGUUGCCCACCCCUGAGCUAGAACGUCAGGUCCAGCAAGCUGCUGGACAGACUGAAGAGACUAUAAAUGUAGGUUCAUUAUCAUGUUUAACCCCUGACCCAGGGAAACCUGGAGUGAGAUCUUAGAUGUUUGGUCCGACGGGAUUAACAGACAGUAUCAUUUAAUGCACUGAGCAGCGUCAUGAAUAACCUCAGGGAUCUUUCACUGUGGAUUGUUUUUUUUAGAUUUUUAGUGUGAGUGUGCGUGUGAGUGUGCGUGCAUGGGCAUGUGUGAGUUGAGGUUCAAUUACUAUGAAUCAAGCUAUGAAAUUGUUUAGUCAGUUUUGCAGAGAUCAGAUGUGUAUCAGAUAUGCAAAAAAAAAAUCAGAUCUGAGUCACAUCAGACUGCCUGUCUAAGCAUGGCUUUUGUAUACCUGUGUUUUAUACCGUGUGUGUUGCUCCACAGUUUACUGAUGUUUUACCUCAUGUUCUAUGUGACAGGUCUUGUGAAUUAAAAAGUGUUGUUUUUCAAAUGACACUGAAUGAAAUUCUGAUUCAGUGUAUAUGUGAUCUAGAAAUCUGAGUAAUGUUUGUAAUAAAUAAAUACAAAAAUC
This is a messenger RNA of Oncorhynchus nerka (sockeye salmon), 2873 nucleotides long. Its product is annotated as N-acetyllactosaminide beta-1,3-N-acetylglucosaminyltransferase 3-like. The record is from RefSeq and is a predicted model, not a curated record. Lineage: Eukaryota; Metazoa; Chordata; Actinopteri; Salmoniformes; Salmonidae. The transcript has 6 exons. Bases 288 to 1748 code for a protein of 486 amino acids. Gene Ontology annotation, cellular component: Golgi membrane. Gene Ontology annotation, molecular function: hexosyltransferase activity; UDP-glycosyltransferase activity.